AUGGCAUCGCAUAUGGAUAUCCAAAUCGUUGAAAGUGAUUCAGAGUCAGACAAUAUUGUUCAUGCUAAUAGUUUUAAGGAAAUUGAACAACAUUUAAAUAACUUUGGCAUAGAGUUGAAUAGUCCAGAAGAAAGCCCCAAUGCCCACAUGAAGCUCAAACUUAUAAGAACUCCGGUCUUCCCUAUGGUUAAAAAGCUUCUUACAUUUUUACUCAGAACUGCCAUUUUAGCCAAGGCGCAGGGUAAAGGAAAAAUGAUACUGACUCGAAAAUUCCGUUACCCAUAUCGCUCUACGGUUAGCCGGAUGGUUAAAUAUUUCGCAGUUUUUUGCUUAGCCUUAACCAUUUACAAUGUUGUGGACAUUAGAUGGACUUCAAAAAGAAGGAACAGAAACUGGAUUGAAAGCAAAUCCUAUUAUCCUUACAUAAAAAAUGCCGGUAAAGUAAGCGCUCUAGGCGCGAUGGGUAAGGCUGCUAUGCUCACUGACUUAGAUGAAAUUCGUUUAGCUAAAAAGAUUAAAAAGAAGGAAUCCUUCAACGUUUUACUAAGCAAUCAGAUAGCUUUGAACAGGAGUAUUCCAGAUAAUCGACCGAAAGAAUGUCAUCUUAUAGCGUAUGACCUUGAUCUACCUUCUGCCAGCGUAAUAUUAAUUUUUAAUAACGAAGCUUUAACGGCUAUUCUUCGAAUGAUGUGGAGCAUAAAGAACAGAUCACCUUCAAAAUAUCUUCAUGAAAUUAUUUUAUUCGAUGAUUUCAGUGACAAAGUUGAAUUGAAGGAACCCUUGAACGACUAUGUGAACGAUUAUUUCGGGUCAAAACUGGUUAAAAUGUAUAGGAGUGAAAAAAGGAUAGGCUUAAUCAAGGCCAAAAUUGAGGGCGCUAGAAAGUCAACAGGAGAUAUACUCAUCUUCCUAGAUGCCCAUUGUGAAGUCAACGUUGGAUGGAUCGAACCUUUAUUGCAAAGGAUAAAAGACAAAAGGAACGCAGUAUUAUGUCCUUUCAUAGACACCAUCGAUGAUGAAACCCUAGAAUAUUCCACAGAUCCAGGAUUUAACGUAGGUGGGUUCACUUGGAGCCUCGAUUUCAAUUGGAUACCAGUUUCGCCACGCGUCCAACUUUCUAUAAAAUCUCCGGCUCAACCUAUUAAGUCUCGCUUAUCUCUUAUUUACAUUUCUUCACCAACGAUGGCAGGCGGCCUUUUAGCGUUGAAUAGAAAUUAUUUUUGGGAAAUUGGGGCUUAUGAUCCUGGAAUGGAAAUAUGGGGUGGCGAAAAUCUAGAGAUGUCAUUCAGGGUAUGGCAAUGUGGUGGUUCUUUGGAAUUCCUACCUUGUUCCAGAGUUGGGCAUAUAUACCGUUCAGCACAUCCAUUUGUCUGGCCCGAACACCUGAACGAUACCCACGGCAAAAAUUCUAUCAGGUUAGCCAAGGUGUGGAUGGAUGAGUACGUGAGACUAUUCUAUAUUCACCGACUAGAUUUGAAGGAUGUAGAUAGCGAAGAUUUGGACGUUUCGGAUAGGAUAGCGCUGAGAAAAAGACUGAACUGUAAGAGCUUUAAAUGGUAUUUGGAAAAUGUGUACCCAGAAAAAUUUGUGCCGGAUGAAAAUGUUUUGGCUCAUGGGAAGGUUAAAAACAUAGCUACCCAAAUUUGCUUGGACAUGCUGGGGAAGAAUACAGAAAAAUCUCAAACAUUGAGCAUGUUCAGUUGUCAGUCUCGUAGUUCAGAAGAAUUGUUUUCGUUAGCCAAGGAUGGGAAAUUAAGGGCGGAAGACUCGUGUGCAACAUGCAACACUACUGAACCAGAUAACGGAGCCGUCAUAAUUAUGAGAAAUUGCGAAGUCGAAGACGAUGUACUAAACAUUUGGAAUCAUCCUCUAAAGGGUGGACAAUUAAUACACAAAUUCACUAAAAAAUGUUUGGAUAUGGGCAAUAGACAAUCUGGUCAAGAUCUUUUUCUUAACGAUUGCGCAGAUGUUCCAUCUCAAAAAUGGGAAUUUGAAAAUUAUAUUUAA
Molecule: messenger RNA, 2007 nt
Organism: Gordionus sp. m RMFG-2023
Lineage: Eukaryota; Metazoa; Nematomorpha; Gordioida; Chordodea; Parachordodidae
Product: probable N-acetylgalactosaminyltransferase 9
Exons: 13
Coding region: 1-2007 (668 amino acids)
Biological process (GO): protein O-linked glycosylation
Cellular component (GO): Golgi apparatus
Molecular function (GO): polypeptide N-acetylgalactosaminyltransferase activity
Source: RefSeq, a predicted model, not a curated record